Molecule: messenger RNA, 3940 nt
Organism: Conger conger (European conger)
Lineage: Eukaryota; Metazoa; Chordata; Actinopteri; Anguilliformes; Congridae
Product: secretory carrier-associated membrane protein 1-like
Exons: 9
Coding region: 145-1170 (341 amino acids)
Biological process (GO): protein transport
Cellular component (GO): trans-Golgi network membrane; recycling endosome membrane
Source: RefSeq, a predicted model, not a curated record
UUGCUGCUAAAGCUGUACAGGAUUGAGUUGUGGUGAGCGGUGCCACUGCAGCGUUUGAGCGAGGUUUCUAUCAUUUCUGUUUGACAACAUCAUUUGACUACAAUAAGGGGAGAAACUGUACUUUGAAUACAUAAUUCACGCAGAAUGUCCGACUUCGACAGCAAUCCGUUCGCAGACCCGGAGUUCAGCAACCCUUUUCAGGACCCCUCGGUGACGCAGGUAACACAGAAUGCCCCUCCAGGUUUGGAGGAGUACAACCCUUUCACAGAUGCCAGAACAGCUGCCCCAGGCUCCGCCCCUGGCUCUGCCCCCAAAGCUCCGCCCACUACCAACACACAGCCCGCCAUCAUGAAGCCCACCGAGGAGCCGCCGGCGUACUCUCCCCCCCAGCAACACGCACCGGACCAGGCGCGUGCCCAGGCCGAUCUCCUGCGGCGUCAGGAGGAGCUGGAGAAGAAGGCAGCGGAGCUGGACCGGAGGGAGAGGGAGAUGCAGUCCCUUUCUGGAGGAAGGAAAAACAACUGGCCCCCUCUUCCGGAGAAGUUCCCAGUUGGGCCCUGUUUUUACCAUGACGUUUCUGUGGACAUACCUGUGGAAUUUCAGAAGACCGUCAAAAUCAUGUACUAUCUGUGGAUGUUCCACGCAGGGACGCUGUUGGUGAAUAUUUUGGGCUGCUUGGCCUGGUUCUGUGUGGAUACGUUGCGGGGCGUGGACUUCGGCCUGGCCAUGGUCUGGUUCCUGCUCUUCACCCCCUGCUCCUUUGUCUGCUGGUACAGGCCGCUGUAUGGAGCCUUCAGGAGUGACAGCUCCUUCAGGUUCUUCGUCUUCUUCUUUGUGUACAUCAGCCAGUUCGGUGUGCAUGUGCUGCAGGCUAUCGGCAUCGCGGGCUGGGGGGCCUGUGGCUGGAUCUCUGCGCUCACAGGGCUGAAUAAGAGCGUCCCUGUGGGCAUCAUCAUGAUCCUCAUCUCCGCCCUGUUCACCGCCUCCGCUGUCAUCUCCCUCAUCAUGUUCAAAAAGGUCCACGGGCUGUACCGCACCACUGGAGCCAGCUUCCAGAAGGCCCAGCAGGAGUUUGCCACGGGCGUCAUGGCCAACAAGACUGUCCAAACCGCUGCUGCUACCGCUGCCUCCGGCGCUGCCCGCGGAGCCUUCAAGGGAGAGCAGAUCUGAGCGCUGCAGCCAAUCGCUGUCCCUCCACCCCUGACCCCGCCCACUGCACACAAAUCACCAUCUUCUGCCCCGCCCCCUGUGGAGGCUGAGCUCCCCCAAAUGAGUUUAAAAAGAGGGGGGGUGCAGUAGGGCUGAUUCUCACUGAGAAACCUCCCCCCUCCUUCUCUAUUUGGGACAGGAAGUGAUGUAGCAAAUCCCCCCCCCCUCCCCAUCGUCCCUCUCAGUCCUAGCCCACCAAUCCCGACAGGCUUCAGAAUGGCCUUAACACCCCAGUGUAUAACACAAGACGCUCAGCCUGGAAACUUCUCCAAUCACGCAGCAGAAAAUUCUGUCCAGGUUCUCGCCAGCAUGACCAGUUGAACAGGCAGGAAUGGAUCAAGGUGUACCAUGUGUGCACCUCUCUCAGAAACGGCUCAACAGCGCUGAGACUAAUUAAGUUUUUUCCAAAAUGAUGUAAAAGAACAUUUAUAUCAUGUGUAAUUUGUACUGUUGCCAUUGAAAGAGGAUGGGGCAAGAACCAACAGCACUAAGACCUAGCUUUACCAAGUAUGAUCUCUGUAUGAUUGUGCCUAAUGCAUGUAUACUGUACAUUGUGUACUGUAUACUGGGAUGUGUUCAGAAUGCUUUCUGCAACACUCCAUAGAGCCGUUUAGUGACACUCCAACAGUAUCCGUACUGUUGACCAGCGCAGGGAGGCUGGGUAGGUGUGGUGUUUCACAGUAAACUGUAACUGCUUCUUGGCUGCGAUUAACGUGCAUGUAGUGAACCCGCCUUCAACAUUUAUGGGUUUUUUUUUGUUUUGUUUUUUUUUUAAACGCAGGCCUUACAGCGUGGAUGAGUAAGACAGAUCUGCCCCAUCAGUGGGAAUGAGGGCUUUUUGCCCCAGGGGCAUCAGUGGGAACAGGGGCUUUAACAGGGCUGGAGAUGAGUUAGCCUCAGCUCUAAUGCCCCUCUGUAAGGCUGCUGCAGACUGCAGCUGCUCAGGUUUGAUUGGUGUGAGAGUGUGUGAGAGUGUGUGAGAGUGUGUGAGAGUGUGUGAGAGUGUGUGAGAGUGUGCGGCACAGCUACAGUUCCUGUGUGACUGGUUCUUGGGGUUACUGGAGUCAAGGUUUUCAUAUUAAAACCCUCCUGGUUGUCUUGUGAAGGAUAGUUGUGUGUGUAUUGUGCAGUGUUGCAGCUGGUUGCGGAUUUGGGGCAUGAUGAACAUGAAGAGUCCUGCCUGUAAGAGCUCUGGAUCUUCUGCACCUCUCCGUUCUGGGGGAGGGGGGUACCCUACUGCUGUAGUGCUGGGUCACAUUCAGGAGCUCUGGGACUCUGAGUCACAUUGAGGCCUGGAAUGGAUUUGGGGCAGUUAUCAUCUCUAAUAUAAAAAAAUCUCCUGCUUUUUCAUUUCUCAUGUCUCAUGCUCCUAAGAACCUCCUCUUGAACAGACCUCUGCCCUUACCUGGUUCACCUGUGUGGGUGCUAUUUCAGGCCUGUUGAACAUGUAUGUACACUAACACUAAGCCAUCCUGGAAAUGGGCCGUUCCUGCCUUUUCAUAACCUACAGCAACUCAGCAGAGGUAUUAAAUCCGCUAAAACUCAGGAUCUUUACUGUGUGUCAGGCGCAUUAAAUUUUGGGCAGUUAACCGGGGCAGAGGAUAUUUCAGUCGACACCGUUGACGCCAUUGGUGUAAUUGCUAACCCUGUCGGCAAUGUGGAUAUGAAGGAACUUCAGAGGCUAUGGUUGAGACCAGUUUUGGUUUUGUGUUUUAUAGUUUUUGAGCAUUAUUGAACUAUUUUUUUAAUACUUGUUUCAGAGGGGGAACUGUGUUGCACAUUUCUUUUAGGCCCUUUAUCUUGUAUAUCACAUUGUGGAUUUCUGUUGUUACUGUGUGUCUUAAUUCAUGGCCCUGGUAACACUCUGGGGGGGGGCUACAUUUUAUCAUGGCUUGUUUUUUUAAAGUAUUUCUGUUUCUCUGUAUUUAAUUGUUUUGCUCAUUUAUGUUUGUAGCUCUCUGUAUGUUGGCCUGUAUAGCACAAUUUGGAAGUUCAUAGAGAGAGCAUACUCUGUAUGUAGUGUGAGUAGAGCACUUGAGAACAGACUCGGUAUGUAGUGUGUAGUGCACUUUAAAUGAGAAAUGUUAACAUGGUUGUUCGACAGCAGGCAAUGCAGCCAGCCAGGCAGGAGUAGUGAACUUCCUGACACUCUUUUUGAAGCAUAGCAGGUUGCUGUUUCAAUGUGUUGAAUUUAUGAAUCUGAUAGUUCCACUUACUGCUAUUUUUCUCCAAAGCCAUGGUUUCUCCCAUUGUAUGCAUGUAUGCACAUGUGUGUGUGUUUGUGUGCGUGCGUUUGCUUAGCUACUGCAGGUUUUCUUUUUCUUUUUUUAAAUCAUAAUCGGCUGAGAGGCACCUGGAUCUUUCGGUUUUCUCCAAAUUAUUUCACAGACGCUUUCAUUAGAAAAAGAAGAUUAAAGUCAUAGUUUUCAGAAAAGGCUGAUGUGACAUUUCUUUGUGUCCUCAGAUGAAUUGUGACUUCCGCUCUUUCCGAUUGAUAAAGAAAUGUGCAGAGACACGGUGAAUUAAAUGGUUAUGGCUCAGUCUACGGUAACAAAGUUCAAUUCAUUAGAAAUGAAAAUGGACUUUAUGGUAUAUUUGUAUAUUUUGUAGAACUGACGGUUGGUCCGCCGUUGUCCUGUACAAAUGCACUUCUCUCCCUGUUGCAUGUUGCUUAGUUUGAGUUUUGUAUAUUUAUUGUAUUAACACUAAAUAAAAUGUAAAAAGCAAACUA